Molecule: messenger RNA, 2454 nt
Organism: Mya arenaria
Lineage: Eukaryota; Metazoa; Mollusca; Bivalvia; Myida; Myidae
Product: dopamine beta-hydroxylase-like
Exons: 11
Coding region: 133-1866 (577 amino acids)
Molecular function (GO): dopamine beta-monooxygenase activity; copper ion binding
Source: RefSeq, a predicted model, not a curated record
AACUUCAAAAUACUCGCAACUUCUCUAAAAAACAGUAUUAACCGUGUACUAUACAACGCGAUUGCUUUAAAGAUUCUCCUUAAUUAGCCUGUGGUCAGUGGACGAAGUAAAAGCGGAACGUACAGAUUCAAUAUGGGUGACCGUCGCUUGCUAAGGUGGUUGCCUGCUGUUUGCAUGUUGCUCUCCUCUGUGCAUGCCUACCCAAGUCUUCAAAUAAAAAUACCGAAUGGUGACAGCGUACCUCAUCCAUGUGACUCCUCUCGAAUAUGGGAGGGGGUCGGGCACGAGAACCAGGCGGGUGGAGGGGUUAGGAACCCCUUUGGAAGGGACUUUGAUGCAAACGGGAAGGUUUGGGACUCUACAAUCUGCAGAAUGGAUUCAGAUGGAGAUGGACGGACGAACGGAGAAGAGCUGGGAGAUCCUGACUGUAUAUGGAGCCAAGGACAGACCCCAGCAGUCACUUCCGGUCUUUCACAUCCAGGUGUAUGUGAGCCAUUGGGUAGUAGCACGUGUGCAGGGAGAAACUCGUUUGUAGACUGUGGAAAUACCGGAGAGUUUGACUGCCCUCCCAUACACGCAGACGAUACCGUCAAAAUGGACAUACGCUAUCCAGAAACGCCAGUCCCUGCCCAGGAAACCACAUACAUGUGUAUGGCUUUUGAGCUUCCAUCGGAUAAGCCCUACCAUCUGAUCGCCUCUACCCCAAUCAUCGACAACAGGGAGGUCAUGCACCACAUCAUCGUCUACGGAUGUUCUGGAAUGGACACAGCACCAAGAGAGCUGAACAAACCAUGGAAUUGUCAGGGGGAAAUGCAAUCGUGUCGGGAGAUGAUAAGUUUAUGGGCAGCAGGUAGCAAUGGGAUAUGUUUCAAUGAAAACAUGGGAUUCCAGGUUGCUGGAGAAAAAGGACUGAAGUAUGCUGUGAUGGAGUUUCAUUGGAACAAUCCCUCUCUCGUCGACAGUUACACAGAUAGUUCUGGCUACGAACUAUACCUCACUCCGAAUCUCCGCCCUUACAAUGCUGGUGUGUUAACGAUUGGUCAAAGUUACAUCGCCAUUCCGCCGGGUAAAAUGGGACACGUGGAAGAGGGCACCUGUCCUGGCAAUUGUACCAAUCAGAUCAUGACGGGAGAUUUACAGGUCACAUUCGCUCUUAACCACAUGCAUACGAUGGGAAAGGCCCAAAUCACAGAGCUGAAUCGAAAUGGACUGCGUAUAGAGUACCUAGCAAAGGAUGACCACUUCGACUACAACAGUCCUGUGUAUUAUGAAUAUGAGGAUCCUAUAACCGUUCGUCCUGGAGACGAACUCCACACAACCUGUGUAUGGCAAUCGCUUGACAAAACAAAAACAGUCAACUAUGGCCAAGGGACGCAAGACGAAAUGUGUUUUGCUUUCCUUAUUUACUACCCUAAGGAAAACUUGCGGUCAAAAAUGUGUGUAUCAAUGAGGGGACUUGAUCAUUGUGAAAUGUGGAUGAACGGAAAUGUCAGGAGAGGGUGUGAUUUUGAGAAGAUUUUCAACCCAGUAGACCCCGACACUGUGGCCAUGUACGAAGCAGUCUCAGAAAAAUGCACACCAUUUGUAUGCCGGGAGGAAUGUCUUGAUUACGUUAGAAACCUCAAGCAACAACCCUGCUUCAUCGGUGACGUAGGAGACUUGUUGAGAACUCGGUACCUAAGGGAUGAAUCCACAAGAAACGAAGUCAUAUCCUUCUUUGCUGCAAUCGAUUCGUGCGAUAUGGAGCUGUGGGAGGAAAGUUACCGACCAAAUGGAAAAAAUGAUGGGUCCAUAUCUUCUGCCGAGAACCGCCUGGCCUCGACGUAUUUUAUAAUCGCAGUUUUUGCCCUUUCAUUGUUCCUUUGAUAAUGCUUUGUGUAUAUGUUAACCCCGAGAAAGCUUCCUGAUCACGUUAUUCUAAUAACACAAUAGUAAAUUAAUAUCAUCACGAAUACACGUUCUUAUUAAAAGUUCGGCAAUUAAUGUAGAUGAAAAGUAUAAAGGGCAUUUAUCGGUAUUAUUACUACGUGUCUUUUAAAACACGUUUCAUAUUUCACUGAAGUUGUAAGUCUAUUUUCGUCUUGAACUUUAGAAACAUCAUUCAGGAGACAAGCGUACCUCAAUGUUUUCAAUGAUAAUUAAUUUCAGGUGAGGAAUAUCUCGUCAGCUAUCUUGCAGCCAUGUAAAAUAUUAACUUUAUCUUAUUAAUAUCAAAACAAACACAAUCCUCAACCUUUAUUUCAAUUCAUUAGCAGAAAACGCCACAUAAUUAAAUAUGAAGCUGUAACAAACGUUCUGCAGUAAUACAGCACGAACAUUUAGGAACUGGCGGCCUUUGUAAGGCCUUGUUCGGUGUUUGAAACAAAAUAAUAAUGUGUAUGUGGUUUAUGUGUUGAAUUCGUUUUUAUGCUAUCAUUUGUAAAUAAAAACGUUUAAUAAAUGAUUUACAUAUGA